Myotis daubentonii (Daubenton's bat) is the source of this 1177-nucleotide messenger RNA. RefSeq names its product basic helix-loop-helix family member e23 (gene BHLHE23). NCBI's taxonomy places the organism in Eukaryota, Metazoa, Chordata, Mammalia, Chiroptera, Vespertilionidae. The record is from RefSeq and is a predicted model, not a curated record. Gene Ontology annotation, cellular component: nucleus. Gene Ontology annotation, biological process: positive regulation of transcription by RNA polymerase II; axon development; sensory organ development. Gene Ontology annotation, molecular function: protein dimerization activity; DNA-binding transcription factor activity, RNA polymerase II-specific; E-box binding.
GGGCCGAAGCGGGCCUGGGCGGCUCUGGGCGCGGAGGCUCGGGGACCCACAGACAGCCCGACAGACGCGCGGAGCCCGGAGCAGCAAGGCGGCGGUGCGGCGGUGCGGCCAUGGCCGAGCUCAGGUCUCUGUCGGGGGACGCGUACCUGGCGCUGAGCCGUGGCUACGCGGCGGCGGCUGGCCUCGCCCUCGGGGCAGCCCUGGGGCCCGAGGCGGGCCGUGGCUACGGCGCACCGGACCUGGGCGGCGACCUCCCCGCGGCGCCCGCGCCCUGCACCCGGGUUGCGGAGGCCGAGAGUAGCGACGAGCAGAGUGGCGACGAGGACGACGCCUUCGAGCGGCGGCGGGGGCGGCGCGGGCCGGGGGGCGCGGCGGACGGGCGGAGGCGGCCCCGGGAGCAGCGCUCGCUGCGGCUCAGCAUCAACGCGCGGGAGCGGCGGCGCAUGCACGACCUGAACGACGCGCUGGACGGGCUGCGCGCCGUCCUCCCCUACGCGCACGGCCCGUCGGUGCGCAAGCUCUCCAAGAUCGCCACGCUGCUGCUCGCCAGGAACCACAUCCUCAUGCAGGCGCAGGCCCUGGACGCGAUGCGGCGCCUCGUGGCCUGCCUCCACCAGGGCCAGGGCCUCGCCGCGCCCCUGCCGCCCUUCAGCCAGGCCGCGGUGUACCCCUUCUCUGCGGGCGGCGCGCUGCCCUGCCCGGACCAGCGCGCUGCCUGCCCCGGGCCGCCCUCGGCGCUCUGUGAGCACUGUAAUGAGAAGCAGUAAGGGCACCUCCCCCCCAACACACACGCGCUCGCGUCAGCCGUUUCCACAUUGUCCACGAUGACUGUCCCCGCCCCACCGGACCCUGGCCUCGCCGCCUGCCCCUGUGGCCGAACAGCUUGGGGCCACGGGACACUCAGAGCCCGUCGGACGGCAGCUGAGCUCCGAGUGGGGCGCUGGAAGCCACGCCGGGAGUUGAAGCGUCCAUUGGGCACUUGCCAACACCGGCCAGGGGCCUGGGAACGCGGUGGAGGGGACUCGCAGGGCUUCCCUCCUAAGGAAGCCAGGCCGCAGCGGCGGAGCUGGUGCGAUGGUGCUUCCCGGCAACAGCCCAGGGCGCGCAGCGCGCGGCGCAGGGAGGGAGUGCACCCUGCUCAGCGGGUGGGGCCCUCGUCAGGGCCAGUCCUCCACCU